CAAUAAUUAUAACGAUGCAGAGCAACUUAUUUAUUUAGUUAUUAUUUUAUUAUUUAUUUAUUUAUUUCCAUCGUAGAGUGGAAUCCAGCUGUAAAACCCAAAUACGCGAUGGUUGAUUACGACACUUCAGAAAUCUUGAGUUUGCAAGAUGUUUUUCCAGAUAUAGAAGUUUUCUUUUCACCAAAAAAGCGUCGACAUACCACAUCUAAAUCAACAUCCCAAUAUGAACCAUUACCGAAACAAAAAAAAUUAAAACAUCCAUAUACUGGUAGAGUCGGUAGCACUGCGGAAAUGAUGAGACAGUAUUACAGGGCACGCAUUUCCCUGACAGAAAUUGAACAGUCAAAAGCAAACGAUCCGAGAAAGAGAAAAGAAGAAUCUUUUCCACCAACUUCGUCAGAACUUACUGUCGCUGAAGAGGUGGAAGUUGUAACUACAGAGAGAACUCACGAUCUUGCUGAUACCGUACAUGAUGACACUCUCGAUCAAGGUGGUGACGACAAUGAAGUUUCCAUCAUUGAUGAAAUCCUCCAUCCAGACUUACCACCAAGACCAUACAAUGGUGUGUUAGACGAUACGAUGCGCAAGGAAGUCAUGAAUGGAGAACGGCUGACACAUGCAACAAUAAAUUUUGCUCAGAGUAUUUUGAAGAAGCAGAGUGGUGUAGAUGGAUUCGAAGAUACGGGACUCAGUUACACCUGUCAUUCAAGAUUUCCGAAUCAAUUUGUACAGAUUUUUUUUAUAAAAGAGCGAAAUCAUUGGGUGACAGGAAAAAGAAAGUCGCAAGACGAAAUUUACUUGUACGAUUCGCUCAGUGUGUAUAACAAAGAGCUUGAACGAAACACGUUGAAAAAAAUCGCUAGAAUGAUGUAUUGCCACGAUGACGCCAUAAAGAUCACUAACGCGUCAGUACAACAACAAGAAAAUGAUAUUGAUUGCGGUCUAUUUGCCAUUGCGUUCGCUGUCGAAGAAUCCUUCGGUAGAAGUCCACAAUCGAUAUCUUUUGACACUAAACAGAUGAGACCACACCUACUAAAGUGUUUAGAAUCAGCAACCUUUACUUUUUCCCAAAAUCAACAAAGAGAAAACGUUUCUGUAGACCUUUUGCGAAGACACAUUCGAUUUACUGCAUAUGUAGAGAUAUUUUCUUUGAUAGAGAUGUUGAAGAAGAUAAAAAUUUGUUCAUGGCCAUGUGCGGUGAAUGCAAAGAAUGGUUUCAUCGUCGCUGUGCGAAAAUUCCAGCAAAAGUUUUUGCUAGCGACGAUGAGCAUAAAAAAUGGAGAUGCUUGGCAUGUUAGGACGGACAUUUCUUUUAGUUGUACCUAUAUUUUUUAGAUUUAGAGUUUUUCUUAUCAACAACAAACCAUGACACAACACACCUAAUUUCCUCCUUUUCCAUGAUAAAUAUUCCCGUACGGAGGAAACACAAGGGACCGUGAAGUCGAGGCGCGGGACUGGCGGCAAGACGAAUUUUGAAAAGUCGUCAAAAAAUAUCGACCAACUUUCACCGAUACAAACUAGCCACCACCGCCUACCCCUGCCUUGCUGAUUCCUCUUCCUGUUUCCUUGCCUGCCUUUGUCGUGCCCUUUCCUUGCUACCCCUGUCCUACCCCUGUCUUGCCUACCCCUGCCUUGCUGAUUCCUCUUCCUGUUUCCCUGCCUGCCUUUGCCGUGCCCUUUCCUUGCCGUGCUUAAUGCCUUUGCCUUGGCAACCUCUCCGCAACACUUUCUAUACUGGUGGCUGAUAGAAAAUAAAUAAAACGACAAAUUAAGGGCUCUAUGCGUUGCAUACAGCUCCUUUGCCUGAAUUAUUAUUUUGCUACACGAGAAUGUCUAUUAACGCUGGUUUCCGCAAACCCUGUCGCGCCGUCAAUAUAAUACACAACUUUCCGGUUUCGGAAAAUAAAAAAAAAUCAUAAUGGUAGAUUUUUAGAAGGUAAACACGAAAAACGGUGAAUUUUACAUAACUAUGAAAAUCUCAAAAAAAGAGGUAAACUUGUCAACAACUAUGUAAAACCUAUACAAAUAUCGACAAAGGAAAGAUUGAACUUGGAAUUUCAAUAAAAAAACACUAAGAAAUAUUAUUUUUGUGCGUUUUUGAAGGAAAAAUCUUGAUUGUAACCGCUAAAAAAAUUAUGUUUAUAUACAUGUGAUAUUUAUCCAUUUUUUUAUUUUCUCAAGCAUAUAAAUCUUAAUCAAUGCUGCUUUAGCCCAUAUAAUUUUUUUUG
Molecule: messenger RNA, 2228 nt
Organism: Hydractinia symbiolongicarpus
Lineage: Eukaryota; Metazoa; Cnidaria; Hydrozoa; Anthoathecata; Hydractiniidae
Exons: 2
Coding region: 109-1335 (408 amino acids)
Biological process (GO): proteolysis
Molecular function (GO): cysteine-type peptidase activity
Source: RefSeq, a predicted model, not a curated record